Hyla sarda is the source of this 3057-nucleotide messenger RNA. RefSeq names its product carcinoembryonic antigen-related cell adhesion molecule 1-like. The coding region runs from base 113 to 2680 and encodes 855 amino acids. The record is from RefSeq and is a predicted model, not a curated record. The transcript is spliced from 15 exons. Lineage: Eukaryota; Metazoa; Chordata; Amphibia; Anura; Hylidae.
UGUGACCAAUAGAAGACACCGGAGAGUAUGAAGAGGAAAAGUCAAGUUAAUAAAUAAACCACAGUUAUAAACCCAACAGAUCGGACCUAAUUUACUAUAACCUGCAGUUUAUAUGGAGCUAUACACUUAUAAUAUCCCGAUGGAUUUCAUUCGGCUGUUACCCGGCUUUAUAAUAUAUUUAGGUGCUGUAACUGCUGAGAAUCCUGUGCUGGUGAAAGGGACUCUUAGAGGAGAUGUGUAUUUCCGUCUUAACGUCUCAAGUCCUAAUAUUAUGUGGAUGAGGACGAUGAAAAAUUCCAGCGAAAUCAUUAUCAUUGCAAGAAAUAUACCGUGUGACUCGGUGGUGAAUGGAUCUCUGGGGGGAUCUGCAUAUUUUAAUGUGUGUGUUUCAAAUGAAAACAAUGAACGUGUAAAAUGGAAGUAUAUGGGUAACGAGCUUGAGACAAACCUACAGUCCGAAAAGUAUGAAAAAUACCCAAAUGGAUCCCUGAUACUAUACAAUAUCACAUACAAUCACGAGGGGGAGUAUAUCAUGACCUUACCUGUAGAUGGUCAGGAUGUCACGAUAAUUGAAAGCUAUUACCUCAAAGUCUAUGGUGAUCUUAGUGUUCCAUUUCUCAGAUCUAACCAAACAAAGUUUGGCAAUGGCACCAAUGUGACCCUCCAGUGUAAUGCAGAACACAAUCAUAAUGUGACUUCUUACACUUUCUACCGUGAUCAGACUCCUAUCUGCUCUGAGCCCAAUGUGAUCUGCAGGGGAUCAUCCUUAUACUUCACACCAAUAACUGAGAAGGACAGUGGAUCCUACAUCUGCACUAUCCAGAACCCUAUGAGCAAAAACACCAGCAAUGUUUUGAAUCUCACAGUUUUAUCUCCAGUCUCGGCAGUGACACUGACCAGUAACUCAUCAGGAGAUCUCUGGGCAGGACAGGACUCGGUGUCUCUCUAUUGCACAGCUCAGGGUUCAGCCAUCUCUUUCAGCUGGAGCAUGAAUGGGAAUCCAGUGUCCUCGGACGCUCCAUAUAACAUCACUAAGAUUAAUUAUCCUCCAAAAUCUAUUUUAACCAUCAGCCCUGUCUCCAAAAAUGACAUAGGACCCUUCACUUGUACAGCAUCCAACUUGGAGGAUACCAAGGCCAGCAAUGAAAUCAGCCUCAACAUCAACUGGUACCCAGAAGGCAAUAUUCAAUGUACGGCCCAAACCACUAGUCAGACUGUCCAGCUCGGCUGCUCCUGGUCUGGAGGAAAUCCGGCCGCUAAUGUGACCAUGAUCCAUAAUGACCUAAAUAAAACAAAGCUUGAUCUUUUCUACAGAAAAGUGCCUUUAUCCAAUAUUAUUGAAGGGUCCAACCUCACCUGUAAUGGAAACCACAUGGGAAGAACCUCCAGCUGUGUCUUACUAUUCUUUCCUAUUUCUCAACAAAGGCUGAAAGAUGAAGUCAUAGCUGGAAUUAUAUUGGGGAUAUUAGUUGGACUUGUCAUCAUUGGUGUCACUGUAUAUUUCGUCUUCAGGCGAGAGCAAAUAAAGCCUAAAAUGUUAAUAAAUGAUCACAACGAUUCGUCUUCAUCAUCUCACAUCUAUGAGAAUACUCUACCAAUGGCAAGGACUGACAUGAUGCCGUCUUCAAAACAAGAUCCCAUUUAUGAGCAAAAACAACAACCUUUAUACUGCAACGUGUUGCUGGGCCCCAAUGACUGUUCUAUGGUUUUCCUCCUAUCUUUAGCCUCAGUGACUGCAGUGAACCUGACCAGUGACCCCUCAGAAGUUCUCUGGGAAGGAGUAAAUUCUGUCGCUCUUCACUGCAUCGCUCAGGGUUCAGUUGAUAAAUUCGUUUGGAAGCUGAAUGGAGAAGAUCUGCCCCCGGAUCAUCGAUACAACAUCAGUGAAGAGACUUCUUCUCCAAGCUCACCAGUCUUCUCUAAUCUCACCAUCAACCCAGUCUCCAGGAAUGACAGCGGACCCUUCACCUGUAUAGCAUUCAGUGGAACCAUCAAUGAGACCAGCAAUGCGCUCAACCUCAGCUUGGCCUGGACUCCGGAUACAGAAAAUAUCACUUGCAGUGCGUUUUUUUAUGACCUUUCUAUUCAGUUGUCUUGCUCCUGGAUGGGAGGCCAGCCUGCAGCUAACGUGACCAUGACGUUCAAUGGCACCGUAGAAUCGGCACCGGACAAUGUGAUGAGAGACGUGCACCCUGAUGGGGAGAUCAGCCAACCAACCUUUCUCUGCCAUGGUAACCACAACGGGGUGAAUUCUAGCUGCAGCCUACUAUUUGAAAAUCCACAGUCCACAACUCACAACGACUCUUCUAUAACAUCAGCGAAGCAAGGAGAAGAAGCAGUCCUGACGGUGGAUCUGCAUUAUGGACCGUACGCUAAUUUCACAUGGUUUCAUCCCAACAAAGACCCAAUCAUAACAGAGGGAAAAUAUAAUGUACAGUCCAAUGGGUCUAUGUCCAGUCUUCAUAUCUCUGAGGUUACGAUGAAUGAGAAUGGAACAUUUGAGUGCAUUGCUAAGAGCAUCAUUGGAAGCACAAGCUUCUUCUUCACUCUUGACGUCUCACAAGUUACAGAUUCUCCUCAAAAUGGACUUAGUGGCGGAGAGAUAGCUGGAAUUGUGAUCGGAGUCUUGGCCGGCGUCAUCCUCAUCGGAGUCAUUGUGUAUUUUAUCAUAAAGAAGUAAAGACUCACCGUAAGGGAAUGGAUUGUUCCUCCAAAUGUAAUGCCGCAUUACAGUCCAGUAUUAAUACAUUUGGAACAUAAAAUUGUAGAAGAUGUGAUCAUUAAUGAUCCCUGACCUUUAAAUACAAGGACUCCAAUACAAGAAAUCCAAGUACCAGACACAGUAAAACCUGGCAUGGAACUGUUUGCACUGCUCUCCAUGAAUGGCCUCCAUUAAAUUAUAUCGGAAGAUACUGUAGAUAUUGGGUUUCCAGUAUAUUCUCCUUUGAAAGGCACUGAUAAUGUGUAUAUUCUUUAUUUAUCAUAUCUGACAACAUGCAGGGAAGAAGCAGAGUGAAGACUCUGGGUAUAUGCUAUGCGUUUCAGUAAAAAUGUAUU